ACUUCAAAAAGCUGUCAAGAGAGCAGCACAGAAAUUGCUGUCAAUAUCUUUUCCGACUCUAGCCAGUGUUUCGAUCAUCAUUUCGGUGUCAGGUUGUGCAAAUUUGAGUAUUGAAAUUUAAGUUAAAAAAAAUAGUGCUACAGAUAUCAUCAUGUCUAGAGUGCAGAAGUCGGCUGGCAGUCAGCAUUCGCCGGGCGGGAUGGUCUCCUACGGCAGCGGUAUCGUCUUCGGCGGGAACGUGUAUCCGGUUCUGGUUGACGGAGUGCCCAUGCAACCGCCCAUGGGGGCUCAUCAGGCGGCGGCCCAGCAGCGCCUGCAGAUGCAGCAGCGGCCGAUGCAGAUCCCGCCGCAGAAACCCAUUGUUUCCCAGCGGGCACAUCCGACAUCCCACGCUCCAGCAGGAACGUACAUGACCAAACAGGUGCAGCAGAGCCCACUCUGUCAUCCUGGUGAUGUCAGGAUGCAACAGCAGCAGUACCACAAUUUCGCCAUGAUGCAGCAGCUUCAGGUGCAGCUUCUGCAGCAGCGACAGCAAAUGCAGAUGGCCAUGGGCCAUCCCUACAGCCAUUACGGCCAAUACAACCUGCAACUGCAGCGGAAUGCGGGCGGUGAUUCUGGCGGCUGGAACGGCUACGCCAUGAUGCAGCCAUCGGAUGUUAAUAAGCCGUAUUCGUUUAGCGACUGAGUCUUUUUCCCUUUGUGACUGUGAGAAGAAAUGAUUUAGUUAAAGGUGAACUUUUAAUCUCUCUAAUCAAAGUGUGGCAUUAAGCAUAUGGCAAGUCAAGCCUGAAAAUUGUA
Molecule: messenger RNA, 798 nt
Organism: Drosophila gunungcola (fruit fly)
Lineage: Eukaryota; Metazoa; Arthropoda; Insecta; Diptera; Drosophilidae
Exons: 1
Coding region: 152-685 (177 amino acids)
Source: RefSeq, a predicted model, not a curated record